This is a messenger RNA of Rhinocladiella mackenziei CBS 650.93, 723 nucleotides long. RefSeq lists its product as uncharacterized. Bases 1 to 723 code for a protein of 240 amino acids. The record is from RefSeq and is a predicted model, not a curated record. Lineage: Eukaryota; Fungi; Ascomycota; Eurotiomycetes; Chaetothyriales; Herpotrichiellaceae. The transcript is spliced from 3 exons.
AUGGUUGACCUCCAUUCCCUCCCUGCCGGCUCCAGGCCCGAACAAGCACAUCGGAACAACGGGCCCGACAAUCUCGCCCUAGAACGAUACAAGUUACGAGAGUUAGCAGAGGGCUGGCCCCUUUAUCGAGAUGCAUGCGAAUGGAAAAACCUGAAAUCUAUCUUCCACCCAGACGCUUAUAUCUACACGACCUGGACCGGGCGAACGCAUCAUUUAGACUUCAUCGCCGCGUCGCAGGCAGGCAUGGACAAAGGCGCUUUCAUUAUGCACCGCUGCCAUGGGAUCAGCACAGACAUCAACGCCGAAGCUACACGGGCCGUCACCAAGAUGAAGGCCACUAUCACGCAGCGCUUCAGCAUUGAUGGAUGUGAGGUCGACGCCGAGAGUGAUUGUCGCUUCUGCUUUUUCUGGAUGAAAAUGCCCGAGUCCGGUGAGUGGCGCGCAAGGUAUGUGAGGCAUUGGUAUGAGAAGGAUAAACUGAUCCCCGUAAAUCCGACCAAGGCGCCCGCCCUGGAUGAAGCCAAGUUGAAUGAAUUUCCCAGCGGAUACCGGUAUCUAGCUUAUUGUCAGGAGAAGACUAUGGGUGUCAAGGUCCUCCGCGAUAUGCCUGGACAUCGACGUGAGAGCGGCGUUGAAGGAGGAAGUAAGGCCUGUGGAGAGAAACACGAUCUUCUCUACUGGCAGUGCAAGAAAUGGGUGGAAGGCGAAGAUGUCGAUAUCUGA